AUGCUCGCCCAAGAUGGAACGUCAUGGUACUUCAACCCUCCAGCUGCUCCUCACAUGGGAGAAAAAUGGGAGGCAGUAGUGAAGUCGAUGAAACACCAUCUCCAUCGGACUAUGGGAGAGACUCUUUACACGCUUGAAGAGAUCACGACGUUGCUCACUCAAAUCAAAGCGAAACUUAACUCUAGACCACUAGAACCACUUACCAAUGAUCAAGAGGAUUUAGACACGCUUACUCCAGGACACUUCUUUGUAGGAUUGGCGCUAAACUCACCACCAGAACCGUGCUUGUUGGAUUUACCUCCAGCAAGGCUCACUCGCUGA
Copidosoma floridanum is the source of this 321-nucleotide messenger RNA. RefSeq lists its product as uncharacterized. The record is from RefSeq and is a predicted model, not a curated record. NCBI's taxonomy places the organism in Eukaryota, Metazoa, Arthropoda, Insecta, Hymenoptera, Encyrtidae.